GUAUAGUUCUUCCUUUUUUCCUCUGUUUGCAUGUUAGUUACUAUUAAAGAAUUCUAUAUUCACUCGGAAGAAAGCAACACAAAACAACAGCACACAAAGAAAGAAUGGAACAAAAAUUAUUAUUAUUUUUUUUUUAAAAAAAAAGAGGAGAAGAAAAGAAGAGGAAACUACAAUAAUUAAUGCAAAAUGAUCAGCUCGUCAAUCGUCAUCAUAAAAAGGAUCAUGCACCCUUAAGACCCCGUCAUUCACCUUAGAAUCCAGACUAUCGAAUUCUGUCUAUAUAUACUAUCAGCUGCAUGCCACGAAUUUGCAGAAGUGUAGUGCAGAGAAAUUCAUAAACCUAUCGCUUCAAGUACUUCCAGAAAAUCCAACAGCCAAAACCAUUUUAUCACUCCUGAAAAUGGAUCGUGAGCAGCGUCGCAGGGGUGCUGGUAAAAGAUAUUCUUUACUUCAAGGAGAUGAAUUCAACCAUAAAAUCCUGUCGGGGAAUUCUUCUGUGGGAUACUCUUCUCGUAUCUAUUACCACCGGAGCACUGAAGGAGUUCCCUUUAAGUGGGAAAUGCAGCCCGGGACACCCAAAGACCCACCAAAGGAUGAUCAAGGAAUUCCCCCGCUCAGUCCUCCACCGGCUGUGCUGAGCUUAGGCCUACCUAAGCCACGCAUCGAAGUACAGCCUAAUAAGGUAAAAACCUGGCCAAGGAUUAGAUUUUGGAACAAAAGCAAGAAAAACAAACAAAGAUCAGAAGAUGUCAAGGCAGGGUCUCGGCGGAGUCAUGACUACACGACUGGCUCGGACAAAUUUGAAAGGUUUGAGUUUUGUAGCUCUGACCGUGAAUUCAUGACGUCACCGCGAAUAUCAAGUUCUUCAUCCUCCUCGUCUUUGUCCUUUUCAAAUGGCCCUUCAUUGCAGUCAUCAAGGCUACAGAGUCCGGGAAGGGACUCGUUUCGAGUGCCUCUAAGUUGCAGUCCUUGGAAUAUAAGCACGAUUCUAAGUUCCAUUGCAAGGCAUGUUUGAUUUUAUGUGAAUCUGAUUGUGUUAGGCUCCUGGCUUAUUAUUUUUUCUCUUUCGUUAUGCUUUGUAAUAUAUUAUAUAUAUAUAUAUAUAUAUAUAUAUAUCUCAAAUGGUUAAUGAAAAUAUAAAAUACCUA
Messenger RNA from Juglans microcarpa x Juglans regia, 1148 nucleotides. RefSeq lists its product as uncharacterized. The coding region runs from base 401 to 1015 and encodes 204 amino acids. Lineage: Eukaryota; Viridiplantae; Streptophyta; Magnoliopsida; Fagales; Juglandaceae. The record is from RefSeq and is a predicted model, not a curated record. The transcript has a single exon.